Messenger RNA from Gadus morhua (Atlantic cod), 3081 nucleotides. RefSeq names its product dopamine receptor D3 (gene drd3). Lineage: Eukaryota; Metazoa; Chordata; Actinopteri; Gadiformes; Gadidae. Gene Ontology annotation, cellular component: plasma membrane. Gene Ontology annotation, biological process: regulation of dopamine secretion; negative regulation of voltage-gated calcium channel activity; negative regulation of adenylate cyclase activity. The record is from RefSeq and is a predicted model, not a curated record. Gene Ontology annotation, molecular function: G protein-coupled receptor activity; dopamine neurotransmitter receptor activity, coupled via Gi/Go. Bases 623 to 2125 code for a protein of 500 amino acids. The transcript is spliced from 9 exons.
CUGGUGUGAGAGGACUGGUGGGAGAGGACUAUUGUGAGAGGUCGUGCAGGCGCAGCUGAUCAUUAUGGAGCAGAAUGUUUUUUUCCCGGACAAUGCUCGGAUGGUGGAAUAGUAAAAAAAGAGAGAAGAAAAAGGACGACUGGCUCUAACGCACAGUCAGACCCAGGUGUGCGGGAGCUCUCUCCUCGCAGACCCAGGUGAGCUGGAGCUCUCUUCUCGCAGACCGAAGUGAGCUGGAGCUCUCUCCUCUCAGACCAUUGAGCUGGAGCUCUCUCCUCGCAGAUCGUUGAGCUGAAGCGCUCUCCUCGCUGACCGAGGUGAGCUGGAGCUCUCUCAACAAAGACCGGUGAGCUGAAGCUCACUCCUCGCAGAUCUGUGGCUCUCCCCUCGCACAAUGAGGUGUGCGGGGAGCUCUCCCUGCACACUUUGGUGAGCUGAAUCUCCUUGCAGACCGGUGAGCCGAAGCUCUCUCCUCGCAGACCGAGGUGAUCUGAAGCUCUCUCCUGCUGCUUUUCGUAGGACGCUUUCCCUGCGUGCAGAAAUGAGCGUCCCCGCUCUCCUCCAGAGAGGAUAACUUUAUCUCCUGCUUCUGCCUCCUCACCUGCACUCCGGAUGAACGCUCAUGCGUUCUGCACUGGAGAAUAAAUCCAGGACUCUCGUCAAUUUACCCCCAUGUCAGCGAGCCGUCUCCAUGGCGACGUUCAGCAGCAUGGCCGAGCGGUUGUGGAACGGUUCGGACGGUCCGGACGCGUCGGGGAACGGGAGUGUGGGGCCGGGGGCCGGGGGGCCGGGGGGGUUGGGCGGCGGUGGCUGCAACUACCCGGCCAUGCUGUACUCCCUGCUGAUCCUGGCCAUCGUGUUUGGCAACGUGCUGGUGUGCCUGGCAGUGGUGCGGGAGCGCGCCCUACAGACCACAACCAACUACCUGGUGGUCAGCCUGGCCACGGCCGACCUGCUGGUGGCAUCGCUGGUCAUGCCCUGGGCCGUCUACCUGGAGGUGGUGGGCGGGGCCUGGGUCUUCAGUCGUCUCUACUGUAACAUCUUUGUCACGCUAGACGUGAUGAUGUGCACAGCCAGCAUUCUCAACCUGUGUGCCAUCAGCAUCGACAGGUACACAGCAGUGGUCCUGCCCGUCCUGUAUAACACCACCCAGAGCUCCAGGACACGGGUUUCCCUCAUGAUCGCUGCGGUCUGGCUCCUGGCCUUCGCCGUCUCCUGCCCCCUGCUGUUCGGACUGAACACGACAGACAACCCCACGGUCUGCUCCAUCUCCAACCCAGAGUUUGUGAUCUACUCCUCGGUGGUGUCCUUCUACCUGCCCUUCUUCGUCACGCUGCUGGUCUACAUCCGCAUCUACGUCUUCCUCCGGAUGCGCAGGAAGAGGAUCGCCUUCCGCCAGGCCAGCAGCCAGGUGCAGCCCGGCCUGACCCGCCUCUCUGUGGAGACCUGCCCGGAGGCAUCCCAUGUGAGGGCAGACCUAUCACCUAUCAGGAUAAAUGUGGGGGCAGAGGAGCCGGCCGGACCCCCCAAGUCUGACCUGCUGUCCAUGUGCCUCCGUCGCAAGCGGCCCAAGACGGGUCCGGGGGCCGGCCCGCCAGCGCCACCAGUGGACACCAACCACUACUGCAGCGUCAGCCACGCCUCCUGCGGACGCACAGACCUGGACCUGGAGCAGGACCUGGAGCAGGACCUGGAGCAGGACCUGGGGUGGGACCAGGGGCAGGGGGAGGAGGAGGAGGAGGAGGAGGGGGCGGCCCGGAGGAGCAAGCGGUUGUCAGUGAGGAGAAGCUGUGAGGUGAAGGAGCUGUCCAACGGACGGUCCCACACCGCCCUGCGGCCCGCCGGCCACGCCCGCCUCCAUCAGCCCCGCCUCAGGAGCCUGCAUGCCCGCGAGAGGAAGGCCACGCAGAUGCUGGCCAUAGUCCUUGGGGUGUUCCUCAUCUGCUGGCUGCCCUUCUUCGUCACCCACAUCCUGAACACCCACUGCAGCACCUGCUACAUCCCCCCCACCCUGUACAGCGCCGUCACCUGGCUGGGCUAUGUCAACAGCGCCCUCAACCCCGUCAUCUACACCACUUUCAACGUCGAGUUCCGCCGUGCAUUCAUCAAGAUCCUGAGCUGCUGAGGGGGGGAUGGUGGUGGAGGUGGUGGUGGUGAUGGUGGUGAUGGUGUUGGAUGUGGUGGUGGAGGUGGUGGUGGUGAGGUGGUGGUGGUGGUGAUGGAGUUGAGUAGAGUCAAGGGAAGGAACCCUGGUCCCCACUGGGGUUAGUGCACAUGUUACCCAGCCCCACCCCAGUCCUCCCAGACUAGUCUGCAGCAUCACAUCCCAUACCUGUCCUGGGACAGCAUCACAGGACCGCCCGGCCCUCCCCCAUCAUGCUGGUGCGGAGGGAGGGACUUGGGGAUGAGGGGUGACACACAUGGAGGGCACAAGGUGCAGCCGUUAGUGGGACAGACAGACAGAGGACUGCCUCAGGAUCAAGACUGCUCUGGACUGGGAGAGCAUUCAGUCAGGUACCAGACAACCUCUGCCUACUUCCCUUUAAAGAUUUAUACCGGUUUCCACAUGGUUGAACAUUCUCUCUAUAGACCUGUACAGUUAUUCAUGUGCUGCUCACCCAGCUGUGCACUGCAUCGUUCCACUGCAUCGAGAUAACCAUCACGGGAUUCUCCUCACCGCUGUAGUCUCGCCGUCACUCGGAUUGGAAACCACACUGCCUAUUGUGAGGAUAACUAAUAGAUAAUAAAUGACAGAUGAAUGAAUCACCGUCUUCUGCGUCCCGGGGCAACGCCCGGCGAGGUCCCUCGUCCACUGAAACAGAGCCGCCAUGGACCAGAGCCACAGAGUCACAGAGCCCCCCUGGGACCAGAGCCACAGAGUCACAGAGCCACCUGGGACCAGAGCCACAGAGCCAGAAGAAGAGAGGGACUCAUAGUAAAGAGCGUAAUGUGUUGAUGUCUAUUGUUCUUGAUGUGUGGUGUAGAUGUUGUGGAUCACAGUGAAGGAGUGGGCUGGGAGGGGGUUACCGUGGUUAUUCAGAGACUGGAGAGGCUGCCAAGCCUCCCCAGUGAUCAGCAGCA